Astrephomene gubernaculifera is the source of this 2390-nucleotide messenger RNA. NCBI's taxonomy places the organism in Eukaryota, Viridiplantae, Chlorophyta, Chlorophyceae, Chlamydomonadales, Astrephomenaceae. The record is from the annotation of a GenBank genome assembly.
GUUCCUUUAAUCUUCGUGGGUUUGUGCAAGCUGCACUACAUACCUUGGCAAUGCAUCCUUCCCACACAGUUUUGGGAGCCCAGCAGCUCAACUGCAACUUAUAGCCCGGCUGCGUGCAUUUACUGCCUUGCAUAUACUAAUGUGCUAAAGCUAGUUUGUACGACUUCCUUAUCAAUCGGAACGAUUGCGUACGCAUACCUGUUCAUACGCUAGCUAGCUGGGCAGUUAAGCUAUCACGCGGUUAGGUUCCAGCCGUGACCGCCAAUUGGUUGCAGCCUGAAGGACGCAAUGGGUGCUGGUUGCUCCUCAGACAACCAGGAUGUGGAACCAACAGUUGACGCAAGCGGGAAGUCUACGCUGAAAAAAGAUGCCUCCACUAGAAACGGCAAUGCAAGUCGUAGAUUCCGCGAAGACCUGGCCGCGCAGUUCCAAGCAGAGUAUCCGGAAGACGAUGACCCGCUUGCCUUUGCCAAGGGCUCCAGAGAACGCACCCUUCUCAAAGUCUUCCAUCUUCUCGAUAAAGGCAAUGUGGGCUACAUCCAGAUUCCUGAGUGGAACGACUAUAUUAUCGAUGUGGGCCUGACCACGCAUGCUCUUACGAAAGAAUUGAAAUGGAUUCUGGUGGAGCAGAAGGCGAAGACGGGUGCGGCCCACCCUCGGGUCACCCCAGCCCAGUUCGUGACGGCAAUGGCCAAUAUGGUCUCCUCCAUGGAUGAUCCUGAGUUUGGGCGCUUCAUCGAGCGCUCACUUACCCUGCACCGGAGCAAGAAGGCCCAGCCCAACGACCCCGCAUUCGUGGAGGACCCUGUGAGCCCCAUGGAGGCCCAGCAGUGAGCUGCUGCUGUGAUCGGAGGGGAGUACAAAGCAGGAUCACGGGAAGAUAACAGGGAAGAUCAUGGAUAACAAGCGAAGAUCACGGAUGAUAAGGGAAGAUUAAGAAACGGUAACAAGAAACCGCCCAUCAUGGAAAGGGAUGGGAGCGCCACAAAGCAAAGCGCCACAGCAUGGACACAUGGAUCGACCUUGCUUGCGUUGCACACCUCCACCUUGCGUUGUACACCAGCGACUGAAUGCAUGAGAGUAUGACGCAGGCCGCCCUGAAGUAGUAGCACGAUGCCUAACGUGUUCCCUGUUGCCUCAACGAGGGGCAGGGGCUAGGCGUUCUGUCCAUCGCACAAGUGUAGUAUGUCAGGGGCGUGUUGGCAUAGUUGUUACAUGCAGAGCCAGUUUUGCGGCGCCGCUGCCGCCGCUUUCUUUGCAGCAACUCCAGGAGCAGUGCUCACCUGGAUAAUGCUUAUGGGCCAGCAGCCUAGGGGCCGAACUACAACCCCCGCAGUAUAUAUGCUUUGGGUACCUGGGUCGUAUUUUGCGCUUAUGCAUGAUCGUGUUUUAUGCUAUUUGUGCUGGAUUUCGCAGCUGUUGUGGAUCCAUGCUGGGUUUCGCAGCUGUUGUGACAUCCAUGUAGAUAUCGUAAGUUCGUUAUGGAGUGAACCCUCGUUGGUUUGACCGUGCAUUUUGAGUAUGCAUGAUCCCGCCUUUCUGUACAAACGUUUAGUCGUUAGGGGGGUUACAUAGAUGGCCGCUGGAGGCAUGUUGAUUGUGUGUGUCCUGUCUUGCAGGUUUGUCCGCGUUUGUCCAAUGCACUCUUGCUCGGCACAGCUCACCAGUCGUACUCCUUUCCAGUUGAUUCUGGGGACGUGGUGUUGUCUUAGCUGGUGGGUAGCUUCACCUCUAUCCGCAGCUUGUCGGCCUUUUGAUGGGACGCUCGUGCUGUUAACUAACUAACCGUGGAUGGCGCCUAUUGUGCACGCAUCUGCAUGCUGCUGAAUCCUCGAGGUAUGCUCCAUGUGCACAAUUGCAUGUGGUCGUACUUCCUCUGUGUGUGGCAUAUAACGUAGCGUAAGCACGCUCUCUUUGAGCUGUUUCUCUUACCGAAGUAUAUUGUACGACACCGCUGUAGCAAGUGGAGUCAAGUUGCCAACGGCCAAGUUGCCAACGGACCGGAGGACCAACCAUAUGAUAACAUCCUGUGCGACUAUUCGGGUUGCGAUUGUAUACGUUUUUUGCAUGGUUGGCUUUCCUUAUUACCUCCGCCUUGCUCUCAGUGGACUAGAACGUUUGUAGGCUCUGCGCCUUGCCGAGACUUGGACGUUAAGGUGUUUAGAUGGCAAAAUGGGACGUAGGGCCAUGCAUGGGUUUCGGGGACAACUGCACAUUCAACAGGGGUGCUGCCAACCGUGUCUCGCGAGGGGGGAGCGGCGGUUAGGUGACCUAAUGUGUUAGGCGUUGUCUUUGUAAGUUCAUAACACUAGUUACCGGUAAGCGAAUCCACAACAAUGAAAUAUGGACCUCGUGUAGUUGUGACUGUUCAAGAAAGGCACCAUGCAUCC